Aureobasidium melanogenum CBS 110374 is the source of this 1290-nucleotide messenger RNA. RefSeq names its product putative C4-dicarboxylate transporter/malic acid transport protein. The transcript has 2 exons. Gene Ontology annotation, cellular component: plasma membrane. The coding region runs from base 1 to 1290 and encodes 429 amino acids. The record is from RefSeq and is a predicted model, not a curated record. NCBI's taxonomy places the organism in Eukaryota, Fungi, Ascomycota, Dothideomycetes, Dothideales, Saccotheciaceae. Gene Ontology annotation, biological process: sulfite transmembrane transport; transmembrane transport. Gene Ontology annotation, molecular function: sulfite transmembrane transporter activity.
AUGGAUCCCUCGGCUACAUUUGCAGAAUGUCAAGUUUCCAGUACAGAUGCGCCUGGAAAAAGCUGCCACAAACCACAACACGCUGGAGAAGAGCUGAAACAACACAUACAUGCAAAGAACCAGAGAGGAUGGAGAAGAGUCGCGCUCAACUUCACGCCGUCAUGGUUUUCGGUCAAUAUGGGCACAGGCAUUGUUUCUAUCCUGCUCCACAAUCUGCCGUACAAUGGUCGCUGGCUUUAUUGGAUCUCAGUUGUCGUCUUCUGUCUGAACAUUCUUCUCUUCAUCAUCUUCAUGACCAUUAGUAUGGUGCGAUACAUAUACUUCACUGGGCUCUUUAAGGCUAUGCUUCGGCACCCUGUUCAAUCCUUGUUUCUGGGCACGGUACCUAUGGGCCUUGCAACCAUCAUUAACAUGAUUGUUUUUGUUUGCGUUCCACUUUGGGGUCACUGGGUCACCAUUCUAGCAUGGUCGUUAUGGUGGUUUGACGCUGUUCUUUCAGUCGCCAUUUGCAUGAGCCUCCCGUUCCUCAUCAUGUACAAGCACGGUGGUGAGCUCAAGACGAUGACGGCUGCGUGGCUACUACCAGUCGUUUCUCCCAUCGUUGCAGCCGCCACCGGAGGAAUUGUAGCAGAGGUGUUGACUAACAAUCAACACGCCCUCUGGACCAUGGUGAUAUCUUAUAUCAUCUGGGGCAUGGGGUUCUUGCUUGCGAUGAUGGUUCUCGUCAUCUAUCUACACCGACUGACUAUGCACAAUCUCCCGCCACGAGAGGUCAUCGUGUCGGUUUUCUUACCUCUUGGACCUGUUGGGCAAGGAAGUUUCGCACUCAUGCAGCUUGGCAAGGUUGCGGCCAAGAUUCUGCCCAAGACUGGAUCAUUGGUACCUGAAUCUGGACCAAUCUUCUAUACGCUCGGCUUCGCAAUUGCCCUUGUGCUUUGGGGGUUCGGCUUACUAUGGCUGUUCUUUGCGCUCGCGAGUAUCUCCAGAGCUCGUUUUCCGUUCAACAUGGGCUGGUGGGGCUUCACCUUCCCUUUAGGAGUCUAUACGGUCGCGACGGCGACGCUGGCGAAGGAGCUGCCUAGCCUGGCGUUUCGAGUGCUGGCAACCAUCUUCUCUAUCUGCGUCACUCUGUUGUGGAUUGUUGUGAGUGUCAAUACGAUUAGGGGAGCGUCCACUGGGAAGUUGUUGUUCGCGCCGUGCGCUGCCAAGUUUGAGGUGGAGUAUACACAACGAAGGAUUGAAAGAGCUCAAAAGUCACUAGAGAUGGAACCACCUAAGGAGAAAGCGUAA